Messenger RNA from Solanum verrucosum, 2774 nucleotides. RefSeq lists its product as uncharacterized. The record is from RefSeq and is a predicted model, not a curated record. Lineage: Eukaryota; Viridiplantae; Streptophyta; Magnoliopsida; Solanales; Solanaceae. The transcript has 7 exons. Bases 145 to 2724 code for a protein of 859 amino acids.
UAAGGUUACUUCUUAAUAAAUUGAAUUGCCUGAUUUUGGUGGGGAAAUAUGGUGUGUUCUGUGUUUAGGUGGGUUUUGAUUAGGAUAAUUUCAUGCUGGUGUGAUGUGUUAGGAGUUUUAGGUUGGGGGUAGUGGGGUUUGAAGAUGACACAUGUUUUGCAACAGAAGCCUGAUAGCACAGGGGAUGAUGCCCACUCUGAAUUUGAGAGGGGAUGGGAGGAGUUAAUGUGCGGGGACUUGGACGAGUGUAUGUCAUUUGCUUCAUCUAGUUCAGCACGAAACACUGAAGAUGAGGACGAUGACAGCGAUGGUCUUGUGAGAAGAAGAAGAAGGAGGACUACUUCCCUAAUUGAAGGCGAUGAUAAUCUGGCUGAGUCUUCUGCUGCUAGGCGGAGGCGUUCACAGAUUUUGAGUAGGUGGGCUGCUAGACAGGCAGAACAUAUGAUUACUACUAUCGAGAGGAAGAAUCGUGAGUCCGAGUUGAUGGCACUUGCCGGUUUGCACACUGUGUCGACACUUGAUUCUUCAUUCUUGAGAGAAUCACAAUCUCCUACUUCAAGGCGUGAUGCCGAGAGGACAAGCAGUAGGUCCUCGACUAUCUUGCAAAUGUGGAGGGAGUUGGAGGAUGAGCAUAUAUUGAAUCAUCCCCGAGAGAGGGUAAGGGAAAGACUGACUCACCAGAGGACUGUGGACUCUAACACCAAUAUUUCUAGUACUAGUAUUUCAGAAAGCCGGGAGACUGAGAACCAUGAUACUUUGGUGGAUGCUAAUGAGAGUGAGAAUGAGUAUGGUACUUGGUCUCAUGAUGUGAUUGGACCACAGAUUGAGAACAGCGAGAAUGGAAACUCCAGCCGUGAACAGUCUCCUGAUCUAGGGGAGGUUGAGAGGGAGAGGGUGAGACAAAUUGUUCGUGGAUGGAUGGAGAGUGGGAUCAGUGACCAUUCACCUAAUGUCUCUCAGAGGAAUGGUGUCCCAAGAAGUGAAUGGCUGGGGGAGACAGAGCGUGAAAGGGUGAGAAUUGUGAGGGAAUGGGUCCAAAUGACUAGUCAACAAAGAGGAGCUCGUGGUGGCAGAAGGGAAGAACAGUCCAAUGGGCUUAGUGCUCAAGCUGAUCGUAUUCGUGAUGAGUCUGUUGUUGAGCAUGAGGAAGGCCAGCCAGAGCAUGUACAUAGAGACAUGCUGAGGUUGCGUGGGAGGCAGGCUUUACUGGAUUUGCUUGUGAGAAUUGAAGGGGAAAGACAGAGGGAACUUCAAGGUCUCUUAGAGCAUCGUGCGGUUUCUGAUUUUGCCCACCGCAGUAGGAUUCAGUCACUACUCAGAGGAAGGUUCUUGCGAAAUGAAGGGCCUGCUGAGGAAGAGAGACCACCUUCAAUGGCAGCAAGCGAACUAAUUCAUCUUAGGCAACGCCACACUGUCUCUGGGCUCAGGCAAGGAUUUCGCUCCAGAUUAGAAAACAUUGUACGUGGUCAAGUGAGCAGCCAUUCUGAAUCUUCAUCUAACAGUGGCAACGGUGGUUUGAGAAGUAACCAGACUCAUGCAAAUCCUUUACAGGAGGUACAAAAUGAAAAUCUUGAGCAGCUGCAGUCUAGGGAGCAGGAGCAUAUUACUCAUCAGUUACCUGAUCACAGAGAGAGUUUUGAUUCCAGUACAACUAGUCAGGCUACAAACUGGCUAGUGUCUCCUAACCAAGGAAGGGGUCAAGUGGAACCCAUUGUUGAAGCUGAUGGAGCAAAUCAGCGGGAUGCAACUUCUAAUGAACAGAGUAAUGGAACUAUGGAGAAUACAAGUGGGAACUGGCCACAAAAUCAACCAAUUGUUUGGCCCCCUGAAACAACAGGUGACAUGAAUAGAGAUGAGCAUCGUUUACCAGAAAAUAUUGAGGUUUGGCAUGAGGAUGGGUCACGAGAAGCUGUGGAGAAUCGGUCAGAAGGGCCUUCUGAUCCUCCUAGAAUGCGGCGUCCUGUCCCAUAUAGAAGAAUUAGUAGAUUCCAUCCGCCCGAUGAUGAUAAUGUGUAUAGUAUGGAACUCAGGGAGCUUCUUAGCAGGAGGAGUGUUUCCAAUCUUCUUCACAGUGACUUCCGUGAAAGUUUAGAUCAUUUAAUUCAGUCAUAUGUAGAAAGGCAAGGCAGUGCUCCAAUUGACUGGGAUUUGCACAGGAACUUGCCUAUUCCAACUUCAACUGAAAGGGGUCCGGACAACCAGAAUGUUGCCCAACCGGAAGGAAUUAGCAGGCCUUCACAUGUGCAACCAUCUCCUCCUGUACCUCCUCCACAACCACUUUGGCAUCAGGAUUUGCACCAAUCCAGUUGGCCACAUCACACUGUGCAUCGUUCUGAACUUGAGUGGGAGAUGAUGAAUGAUCUUAGAACGGACAUGGCAAAACUGCAGCAAGGUGUGAAUCACAUGCAAAAGAUGUUGGAGGCCUGCAUGGAUAUGCAACUGGAGUUGCAACGUUCAGUCAGACAGGAAGUUUCAGCUGCUUUGAAUAGAUCUGCUGAUGGACAAGGAGUUGCUGAGACUUCAGCCGAUGGAUCUAAAUGGGGCCACGUGAAAAAGGGUACUUGCUGUGUUUGUUGUGAUAUUCACAUUGAUGCCUUGUUGUACAGAUGUGGGCACAUGUGCACUUGCUACAAAUGCGCAAAUGAAUUGGUUCGAGGUGGAGGGAAGUGUCCAUUGUGCAGGGCACCAAUUGUUGAGGUGAUCCGAGCUUACUCAAUAUUGUAAAUAGAAAGGACAGGAAGUUCAAGAAAAUCUAAGUUAAAAGUUGGUAAGGU